Molecule: messenger RNA, 4056 nt
Organism: Pyricularia oryzae 70-15
Lineage: Eukaryota; Fungi; Ascomycota; Sordariomycetes; Magnaporthales; Pyriculariaceae
Product: histone acetyltransferase esa-1
Exons: 2
Coding region: 153-1757 (534 amino acids)
Biological process (GO): regulation of DNA-templated transcription
Molecular function (GO): histone acetyltransferase activity
Source: RefSeq, a predicted model, not a curated record
CUAAACCUGAACAUCAUCAAACGCCUUAUCAAAUCCAGUCGUCUAUCAACUCACCACCUAAUAAAACAAACCACCGAUCUCAUCACAAUACUUCGAUAUUUCAUCAGAGGGACACACAAUCAAUUGAUUGGCUUCGUUCUGAUUGAGUGAAAAUGAGCCCUCACGCAACGGGAGAGGCCGCCGUUGGCUCGGGCGAGCCGCGGCAGAAGAGCAAGGCGACGGCCGACUCGCUCAUCGUAGGCUGCAUCGCCAUGGUGGAGAAGGAUGGACAACCCCGGCGGGCCGAGAUUUUGAGCAUCAAGGACACCAAGAGCGGCCGGCAGUUCUACUGCAACUUUGACAACUUCAACAAGCGUCUGGACGAGUGGGUUCCGCUCGCACGCAUCGACCUCACCCAUGAUGUUGAGUGGCCCAAUCCGGACAAGGACAAGCCCAAGGAGAAGGCCACCAAGAAGAUCGCCGGUGCCGCCGCCCAGUCAAAGAAGACUGCGCAGACCAAGAGGGCCGCCGCCGCUGCUGCUGCUGCAGCCCAGAAGAGGCCUGUUGGAAAGCGGGAGCAGUCGGUCGUCUCCGAGGCUGGCGCCAGCCAUCCAUGGACUGAGUUUGUCGAGUCGCAGUCGCAGCUCAAGACACCUUCGUCAGAAACCCCCGUCACCGCAACCCCAGCGGACGAGGCCGAUGACAAGAUGGCCUCGGCCAUCGCUGGUCUACCACCGGCCGCGGCGGCCACCCCAGCCAGCGUGGAUGAUAUGGACGUCGACGGCGAUGACAAAACUAUCGGCGGCGUGGGGGCGGACGGCCGUAAGAAGGAGAGGCAACCUUCUUUCAGUCGCGAGGAGGAGAUUGAAAAGCUGCGGACUUCCGGGUCCAUGACGCAAAAUCCGACCGAGAUAUCGCGUAUCCGAAACAUAUCCAAGGUUCAGUUUGGUCGAUACGACCUGUUUCCGUGGUACUUCUCGCCAUAUCCAGAGGCUUUCUCAAUGGAGGACUGCAUAUCGAUAUGUGAGUUCUGCCUGUGCUACUACGGAGAUGUCAAAUCUUUCACGCGCCACUGCCGCAAAUGCACGCUCCAGCAUCCGCCAGGCAACGAAAUCUACCGGGACGAGUACGUUUCGUUCUUUGAGAUUGAUGGGAGGCGCCAGCGGACAUGGUGCCGUAACCUAUGUCUACUGUCCAAAAUGUUCCUCGACCACAAGACACUGUAUUACGACGUUGACCCCUUUCUCUUCUAUGUCAUGACGACCAAGGACGACAAGGGCGACCAUUUGGUUGGCUACUUCUCCAAGGAGAAGGAGAGUGCCGACGGAUACAACGUUGCGUGUAUUUUGACGCUACCUCAAUACCAGCGCAAGGGUUUUGGUCGGUUGUUGAUCCAGUUUUCAUACGAGCUUUCAAAGAUCGAAGGCAAGCUCGGUUCGCCCGAGAAGCCGCUUUCGGAUCUGGGUCUGCUCAGUUACCGACAAUACUGGGGUGAGAACAUUUUGGACCUGCUCAUCAGCUUCCACGAGCGCGAUGAGCGCUGCAGCAUCGAGUCCAUCGCCGCACAGCUCUCCAUGACCACGGGUGACGUCGAGCAUACUCUGCAAGCUCUCAGGAUGCAGAUUUAUCACAAAGGAGAGCACAAGAUCGUCAUACCUGAAAAGCUACUGCAGCAGCGUGAGAAGUCAAAACAGAAGCAGAAGCGCAUGAUCGAUCCCAGUCGUAUCCAGUGGAAGCCACCUGUGUUCAAUGCUUCCUCUCGCACAUGGGGCUGGUAGUUUGUUGGCCUGGAGAUCAUUCUUCGAAAAACUGAUCUCUGUUCUCUUCUCUGUCCUGUGAUUUAGAAAAAAAAAUAGAUACCCCCUUUCAGCGACGGCAAACUGGAAUUGAGCGUCUCAUAGCGUGAUGUGGACUUUGUCAAUGACUUGUUCUAUUUCUAUUCUCGGACAGUCAGCAGCUCUACACAAACCCAAACGACUUUUGCUCAUCUUGAUCCUUCUCCUCCACAGGCGGCUCGUCCUGCAAUCGCUUAAGCAAACCGGCCAGCCUCUCAACGCCCUCAACAAUGGUAUCCUCGUUCUCCCAGGAGAAGCAUAGCCUCAGGUUCCGUGGGAACCGCACCGCAUCCUCAUCGCCCUUGACUUGGAACAUGCUACCGGCGGCGAGGAUCAAGUUUUCGUCCUGCAGCGCGCGGCUGGCUACGAUGCUCGCCGAUGGUCCGCUGUCCGGCAGCGUCAGCCACACAAAGUAUCCACCGUACGUCGACUUCGGCUCCUCAAAGGUCACGCCCAGCGGGGAGAGGUGCUGCCGAACGGCGUUGAGCAGCAGGGCGUGCCUCUUUUGCAAGUCUGGGCGUACGGUCCCGUCUAUGUGGGCCGCUAGGGCGCCGGUGCGUAUCAUCUCCCACUGGGAUGGAGAUCUUUGUCAGAUUUGUUUUUUUUUAAGCCAAAGAGCACCAGGAAAAAGUAACAAACAAAAGAAAAGAUCUCACAAUCAUCACAGCGGCGAGCUGGCUUGCUGCGCCACCACUCUUGUUGCUCCCCGUUGUGGCCAGCCCCAGGGCAAAGGCGGGAGUGCCCUCGGCCCAGCCGGUCCUCACCCCGGGAGCGAUAAUCUUGCUGAAUGAACCGUUGCUCACGGUGUGGCCGAAGCCGCCCGAGUCGAAACGGCUCGCACCGAGACUGUCCGUCAGGUCUCGGUCGAUGUCGACCAGGCGCGGCGGCGGCGUCAGGGGAGGGAUGUACUGCUGCUGCGGGGACCCCUGCCGUUGUUGCCCGAGUGGCCACUGUAGAAAGUCGUAGACGUCGUCGCUUAUCACCAGCGCGUCAUACUCCCGCGCCAGCCGGACCAGCCCCUCGCGCCGCGCCACGCUCAUGGUUUUGCCCGAGGGGUUGGCGCUGGUGGGCACGCAGUAGAUGACAUGACGGUAUGCCUUACGUGAAGGGGCUAGGUUUUUAAAGACCUGUUUGUCUGUAGGGUUAGUGGGAUACAUAAUCUAUCAGAUCCAAGGCAAUAACAAAUAACAAGAAAGUCUCUUGUUGCAUCUUCCAAAUAUUUUCCCAGAUACCAAGAAGCGCAUCUUACAGGCUCGCUUGGGUCAUCAGAGCCAAACUCCUUCAAACCCCUCUCCAACCACUCCAGAUCAAUACCCUCGUCAUCCUCCGGAACGGCUCUCAGACGUCCCCUGAACCCUGCAUCUUCAAAGAUGGGAUUCGAGAGGUGAUAGCACGGCGCGACGACCCAGACAGCCUUUGUGAAGCCGGGGUCCGUAAAGGAGCUGAGCACGCAGCCCAGGUUCUGGCUGGCGCCGCCAGUGAUGCAGAUGCGGGCCGGGUCCGGCGUGCGCCCCCGACUGUGGUAGUAGUACGGGGCCAUGAAGCGCGCGAGCUCCUCCCGCAGCGGUUGAAAGCCCGGGUCCGGGGCGUACUGCAGGCCUGGGACGAAGACGUCGGGUUCCGUGAGCAUGCGGUCCGCUGCGGUCCGGAGAUGCUCGGCCGGCAGCGUGUGUGGUGCCGGCCAUCCACGUAUCAGGUUGAUCUGGCGCUUGGCAUUGGCUGGGUCCAGUUGCUUGGGAGUUGUUGUAGCCAUUGUCCUGAGGGUCAUUCUACCGAAGCGGGGGGAUGGGAUGGUAGAGUGGGGGACGAGACUUGGAGCAAUAGAGAUUCUGAGGAAUAGCUUGAAGAUGUUAAACGGUUGCAUAGACGGGUGAACCACACAAUUUGAAAGUGCUGAAAAGGUAGUUGGUACUAUUUGCAAAGCUCGCUACGCGCUGCUCCCGAAAGCUGCGUUUACUCACGGUAUAGUGACGUGCUUCUAAUUACUCAGCCGCUGGGACGAGACUCUUGUCAUGUAAAUAAAUACCUCACGUGACACAGCAUCCACAAUCUGUGAUGCAGUCGUGUAUCUAGACUUGAGCCUGGAGUUGAUGCAGCAGAUAACCGUCUUUUUUCUAAACACUUCGCUAUCGGAUACAUCACUUCUUUUGUGGGGCAAUACUCUAUCGUGAGUUGCUGCGAGGGUUGGGGCUGGCCCUUGAACAACUCCAUAUAUCCCGAGAUAUCCCCUGCUGAAACAGCA